AUGGACUUCAAGCAAGUAAUACUGAGUCUGAAUUCACCAAACAAUGAGUUACGAAACAACGCUGAAAAACUGUACAUGAAUGCACUAGAGAAUGACUCAAACAACUUUCUGAAUGCACACGUAGAACUGAUGUCCUCACCAGAAGAAGUCACAAGAAAAGCCGUGUUGGUCUAUUUACACACUGCAUUCAACAAAAAGAUUCAACCCCCAUUCUUCAAUAGAAUUGCACCACAAUCACAAAGUCAGCUGUUCUUACAUCUUAUCGCCUUAUUCAAAAACGAACCAAGCGUUAGUGUGAUUCGAUCAGUGUCGGACGUCCUCACUGAUAUUUGCAUCAGUCUCUCAGCGUCUGAAACAUACAACUUUCAAAGUUACUUUGACACGAUAUUGGCUAUUAUCCAAUCACCAAUUGUUAACCAAAGACUCUUGUGUCAAAUGUGCAUUUCUUCUAUGCUUCUCAUCAUCACCGACGAACAACAACUGAAAUUCACACCAACGUUGCUUAAUGUGUUGAAAUUGGGUAUGGCAGACACUUCUAUUGAAGUCAAUUUGGCUGCUUUAGAUUCGUUUAUUUCAUCAAUCUCGUUGUACGACAAAGAAACGAUGCAAAAGGAACAACGCACCUUCAUUGAAUUGAUGCCAAGUGCAAUUCAAGUCUUUGGCAAAAUAUUAGCGACAAACGACAGUAAGUUGAUUGCCCAAGCCAUAGUGAUUUUAGAUCAAUUCUACGUUGUCCCCAGAGAAAUUACAAAGAACUACAUCAUGAUGUUUGUGCAUGGUCUUAUCACUGUUGCCAACAACACCGCCUUUGUGACUGAAAUCCAAAUUAGUGCUAUUAAUGCGAUUUUGGAAAUCGUUGGUCCAUUCAAGUUGUUGUUCAAAAGAGAGACUGCGGCGAUGAAUUCUGUUCUCGAGAAGGUGUUUUUAUGGUCGAAUAUGCUGAGUAAUGACGUUCAGUCGUGGAACAAUCUUGAAGACAUCGAAGAGCCCGAGGAAGAAUUAGCGGAAGGGAUGUUGAUGAAGAUGGGAGAGAUGUUUGGAGGGGAGAUAUUGUAUAACUUUGUCAUGCAUCAUAUUGGAGAGACGUGGACAUCGCAGUACACCACUUUGAAUUGGUUUUUGUUGUCUUUAGAAGAUGGGAGACACUUCUACAAGAACAAUUUGGAUAGUUUGAUUGCGUUGGUGCAGAGAUUGGUAACGAGCCAACACCCCCGCGUGCGCUACAUGGCACUCAAAUUGUUAGAUAACAUCAACAAUAAGUUUGUGAAGAGAAGUCAACGAUAUAUCGAGUUUUCAUUGAAUGCUGCGAACUCAGCAUUGAACGACCAGUUUAUUCCCGUUAUUCGAUGUGGAUGUGACAUCAUUUCGACGAUCAUUGAUAACGACAUGGUACCCCCAAAAACGUUUGAACCGAUUGCCUCUGCGAUGUUACAGAAGAUGAUUGAGAUCAUGGAGAAGUCGCAGAACUACAAACUGUUCAUAUCGGCACUAACUGUGAUGAACUUCAUCAUUCACUAUAUGAAAGGGUACAUCAACUCCAUUGUGCCUGUGCUCUAUACGUUCUUGAAGACUAAGUUGGUCUAUACUGACCAAGCGUAUGCUCGUUCUGAUGAGAAAGACAAGUUAAAGUUAUUGAAGAUCAAAGCGCGGUUGAUUGAAGGGAUGUCGUUAAUUGUGUUUGCCUCCGUCCAAUGCGUAUCGGCUGACAUGGUUGCCGAGAUCUUUGGGAUCGUCUUUAAAGUCUUCAGUCUUCCCGACACUGAGAAGGAUGAGCUGAUGCCAUAUGCGGAAAAAGCGUUGACAAGACUCUCCCCGUUGAUGAAAGACAAGAUGGCGCCGUACUUGCAAACGAUCGUUCCCUGUGUUGUACAAAAGGCAAUGGCAAAGCCGCGAAUCCAACUGAAUGAUGAAACCGUCGAUAUUGGCGAUGACUGGGCUUCUUCGUCCUUUUUGGGGACGAAUGUAUCUUUGAAGACGUCCGAUAUUGAUGAUAAGGUCGAUGCCUUGUCUACUCUCGACUUGUUUGUUGAAGAGCUUGGGGAGUUAAUGGUUCCUUAUAUCGAGCAAAUGACGCCAUUAGUUGAAUGUAUGUCCUUCAGUAUGGACUCUUCUGUUCGAAUGAAAGCGGUGACGUUGACACGAACGAUGUUUAAGAAGCGAAUGGAAGUCCUCCGAAAGACAUACAAUGAACGCGCGGUCGCGGAGAUGAAGAGCUCUGAAUUUUACAAGAAGAUGUUUGUGAAGUUUGUGAUGUGCAUUAAGAAAGAAAUUGAAGACACUGUUGUGUUGCAUGAAGUUGAGUCGUUCCGAGAGAUCAUUGAAGACCUUGGGGUGAAUGGGUUGACUGGAGAAGAGCUGAAAGUCCUCUUUGAGAUGUUCACGUUUGUCUUCAAUGAUUAUAAGACGUCCGAGAAUUACAAGAAUGUGGCGAGCGAAGGACUUCAAGCACUUACGGACGAAGAGAUGGAGAUGAUUAACCAUUCGGUGGAAACAGAGAGCGAUUCGGUGAUGACCUGUGGACGACUCUUUGAGUGUAUAGUGAUGAAUAACACACAGAUGUACUGGGAAUACUACCAAACCAUAUUGAACCCACUUGUUAUCGAGUUUUAUACUGGUUCAGAAACAUUCGUGUCUGUUGCUUUGCCGUAUUUGGGAGCUUUGGCCACUGUUGGGAAGCGCGAAGAAAUGGCGCUACAGCUGACGAGAGACAUUUUGAAUAAAAUUGGGACAGAAAGUGGACUUGAUGCGCAAUUCAAUGGGAUGGUAGUGCUUGUGUCUAUCUUGAAAACAUACUCGGACGAAUUUGUCAAGAACGUUUUAGAGGCGAUUGUGGUCAAAAUGAAUGUGAUGAACCAAUUAAGGGGCGGCGAGCGAAAUGAUUUGUUUGAGAUGGCCACGAUGGUGACCGGAGCGUUACUCAUCUUCCAUCAAAACUUGUGUAAAAGUGUGGGGAUUGAUGUGAAGAAUAAAGUCGAAGAAUGGUUUGGAACAGCUAUUAAUGUACACACCGUGGGGGAGUUUGCGAUUGACUUGUCGAUCGAGGCGGUACUUGCGGGAGUACUUAUAAUCGAUACAGAAAAUAAAUUGAGUAUGUACGUCAACUACAUUGGUAACACUAUGGAAGACGAAACCCUCGACGGAGCACAGUUCGCUAAACUUAGAAACGUACUUGCGAUUUUGAAAGCUAAGUUCUCGGACGAAGUGUUUGGUAAGAUUUGGAACACACUCAGUAUCGACGCUAAGGCUCAAUUCACACUCGUUAUCACGGGGAAAACACCACUUGAAUAA
Entamoeba invadens IP1 is the source of this 3288-nucleotide messenger RNA. Its product is annotated as importin beta-3, putative. The coding region runs from base 1 to 3288 and encodes 1095 amino acids. Lineage: Eukaryota; Evosea; Mastigamoebida; Endamoebidae. Gene Ontology annotation, cellular component: nucleus; cytoplasm. Gene Ontology annotation, biological process: protein import into nucleus. Gene Ontology annotation, molecular function: nuclear import signal receptor activity. The record is from RefSeq and is a predicted model, not a curated record. The transcript has a single exon.